Messenger RNA from Acanthosepion pharaonis, 981 nucleotides. The record is from the annotation of a GenBank genome assembly. Lineage: Eukaryota; Metazoa; Mollusca; Cephalopoda; Sepiida; Sepiidae.
AUGCCGGGUGGGGGAGGUCUUUCAUUUUUCCUUUCAUUCUUUUUUCUUUCAUUCUUUUUUCUUUCAUUCUUUUUUCUUUCAUUAAUUCUUUUUUAUGUUAACCUUUAUUCUAUCUUUUUCUUUUUUGUCUUUCUCUUUUCCAAAAUCUAUCUAUCUAUCUAUCUAUCUAUCUAUCUAUCUAUCUAUCUAUCUAUCUAUCUAUCCCACCCUGUUCAUAUCUAUCUAUCUAUCUAUCUAUCUAUCUAUCUAUCUAUCUAUCUAUGUUUGUAUUUAUCUCAGGGCCUUUUUAUCUAUCAAUUUCUAGGAAUAUCUUUUUGCCAAGAAUCUUUCACUUUCUCACUUUUUCUAUCUCUCUCUUUGCAUCUAUCUAUCUAUCUAUCUUUCUAUCUAUCUAUCUAUCUUUCUAUCUAUCUAUCUAUCUAUCUAUCUAUCUAUCUAUCUAUCUUAGUCUGUUCAUUAUCUAUCUAUCUAUCUAUCUAUCUAUCUAUCUAUCUAUCUAUCUAUCUCAGUCUGAACAUUAUUGAUCUAUCUAUAUCUAUCUAUCUAUCUAAAUUAGUCUUUUCUAUCUUUCUAUCUAUUUAUCUAUCUAUCUUAUCUGGUACAUCUAUCUACAUACCUACCUAUUCAUCUAUCUAUCUAUCUAUCUAUCUAUCUAAUCCUGUUUUCAUAUCUAUCAGUCUUUUUUCUAUCUAUCUAUCUAUCUAUCUAUCUAUCUAUCUCAGUCUGAACAUUAUCUAUCUAUCUAUCUAUCUAUCUAUCUAUCUAUCUAUCUAUCUAUCUAUCUCAGUCUUUUCUAUCUAUCUAUCUAUCUAUCUAUCUAUCUAUCUAUCUAUCUCAGUCUUUUCUAUCUAUCUAUCUAUCUAUCUAUCUAUCUAUCUAUCUAUCUAUCUAUCUAUCUUUUGCUUCCCCUCUAUCUCUUCCCCCUCUCUCUUCCCCCUCUCUCUCCUCUUUCCUCCUUUCUGUCUAUCUAUCAUUUUAUAG